GUUCACAGCUUCUUCGGGUUUGUUUAUUUUGUGGCGGUUGGUCGCGGUUCAUGUUCGUCUUUAAGGAUGGGACCCCCUUACGAAAGAUAACAGAUGCACAUCCUGGGUCACCUCUGCAGCAGACUGGCAGUAGCUCCAUCAUGGUGGAUGUGAGCAAAUGGCCCAUGUUCAGCCUGAUGAGUGCACAGGAGCUGUCCUCUAUCCGGAAAGCCUGUGUUUUUGGAGCGUCUGCAAACGAGGCCAUCUACAUCACCAAUGAUGAUGAGGUGUAUGUGUUUGGCCUGAACUGUAGUAACUCUCUGGGAACAGGGGACAGUUUGAGCACUAUUGUACCUAAGAAACUGGACUUCCUGAGUGGCAGGAAGGUGGUCAGCUUCAGCUAUGGCACUGGACCUCAUGUGCUGCUGGCCACUGAAGAUGGAGAGUUGUUUGCCUGGGGCCACAAUAGCUAUAGCCAACUUGGCAAUGGGACCACCAAUCAGGGGGUUUCUCCAGUACUUGUGUCUGGAAACUUGCUCAAUAAGAAGGUCAUUGAAGUAGCCUGUGGUUCUCACCAUUCAAUGGCUCUGACUGACUCUGGAGAGGUCUAUGCGUGGGGCUAUAAUAACUGUGGACAAGUGGGUUCAGGAUCCACUGCCAACCAGCCCACUCCUCGCAGAGUGUCCAGCUGUUUGCAGAACAAGGUGGCUGUUAGUAUUGUGUGUGGUCAGACCUCAUCACUGGCGGUAGUGGACAACGGAGAGGUAUAUGGUUGGGGCUAUAAUGGAAAUGGACAACUUGGUCUGGGAAACAAUGGAAACCAGCUAACGCCAUGCCAUUUGAUUGGACUGCAGGGGUUAUUUGUGCAACAGAUUGUCUCAGGUUAUGCCCAUUCCCUGGCUCUCACGGAUGAAGGUCUGCUGUAUGUUUGGGGCUCCAACACAUAUGGACAACUGGGCACUGGCAACAAGAGCAACCAGCUGAGUCCAGUUCAGAUUAUGACAGAGAAAGAGAGAAUAGUAGAGAUAGCCGCUUGCCACUCCACUCACACAUCAGCGGUCAAGACUCAAAGUGGUCAGGUUUACAUGUGGGGCCAGUGUCGGGGCCAGUCCAUUGUGCUGCCUUACCUCACACACUUCACAUGCACUGAUGAUGUCUUUGCAUGCCUCGCCACGCCCCCUGUCAUGUGGAGGCUUCUUUCCAUAGAGCAUGAAGAUUUCUUGACUGUUGCCCAGUCUCUCAAAAAGGAGUUUGAUAAUCCAGAGACAGCUGACCUGAAGUUUUGUGUGGACGGCAAAUAUAUUUAUGUGCACAAAGCAGUUCUCAAAAUCAGGUGUGAACAUUUCAGGUCCAUGUUUCAAUCCCACUGGAAUGAAGAUUUAGAGGAGGUCAUUGAAAUAGAUCAGUUCUCAUAUCCUGUUUAUCGAUCCUUCCUUGAGUUCCUCUACACAGACAAUGUGGAGCUUUCUCCUGAAGAGGCCAUUGGGCUGUUGGAUCUUGCUACUUCAUAUUGUGAAAAUCGCCUUAAACGUCUAUGUCAGCACAUUAUCAAGAGGGGAAUAACAGUAGAAAAUGCUUUUUCACUUCUUUCUGCAGCAGUGCGCUAUGACGCUGAGGAUCUCGAAGAGUUCUGCUUCAAGUUUUGUGUCAAUCACCUGACAGAAGUAACCCAGACCGUAGCUUUUUGGCAAACUGAUGGGAACCUCCUAAAAGACUUCAUAUGUCGUGCCAGUCGCUGUGGAGCUUUUAAGAAUUGAUAAUUACCCAACAUGCACUGGGGGAUUUGAUCUUCUAUAGGCUCCAUCAGCAUGGACUGUGCAUGCAUUAGGAAGUGCUGUAGAGAUUGUGCCUUCUAGUUUUUAAUGAGAAUCUGCACUGAUCUUGUGCAUGUGUGAUUAACUGUACAAACUGUGUGUAGUAAAAUGUAAUGUUUAACUUGAAAACAUGACAGUGUGUCUAUAUAGUUUUGUAUAGUAAGUUU
Messenger RNA from Periophthalmus magnuspinnatus, 1960 nucleotides. Its product is annotated as RCC1 and BTB domain-containing protein 1-like. Bases 51 to 1736 code for a protein of 561 amino acids. The transcript is spliced from 12 exons. The record is from RefSeq and is a predicted model, not a curated record. Gene Ontology annotation, molecular function: protein binding. Lineage: Eukaryota; Metazoa; Chordata; Actinopteri; Gobiiformes; Gobiidae.